GAAAAAAAAAAAAAAUUUUUUUUUAAAAAAAAAAUCGUAAAUUUCGAAGCCUGCCGCGACCGUCUCUGUCUCUUGCAAUCAUGACUUUUGUUUUGAGCUUGGAAUCCAUCGAACCGCAGACGCACUUCAAAUCUGGGCAGCACUCUCCUCAAUCAUUCUCUCUGUAAUAUUAGUUUUUACCAUUUCAGCAAGGAAGAAGAAGCGAGAAAGAAAUGGCUUCGAGUACUUAUAGAAAUGGCACUCCAAAGGGAGCAUCAAAACCAAUUGCUUCAAAUCUCAAAUCAUCCUCUUUUAAAUCCAGAAUCCAUCCGUCACACUCAUCGGGAGCCGUCCUUCGACGCAAUUCCUUCAGUCCGAACGCCAACGCUGUGGGAGAUGAUGGAGUACCUGGAAGAGUACGAGUGGCAGUAAGAUUGCGGCCGCGAAAUGCGGAAGAAUUGGUGGCAGAUGCUGAUUUUGCUGAUUGUGUGGAAUUGCAGCCAGAGCUUAAGAGGUUGAAACUAAGAAAAAACAAUUGGGACUCAGACACUUAUGAGUUUGACGAGGUGCUUACUGAAUUUGCAUCGCAGAAGCGUGUUUAUGAAGUUGUUGCUAAGCCUGUUGUAGAGAGUGUUCUGGAUGGUUACAACGGCACUGUGAUGGCAUAUGGUCAGACUGGUACUGGCAAAACUUUUACUGUGGGGCACCUUGGAGAUGAUGAUACAUCAGCUCGCGGGAUCAUGGUUCGUGCAAUGGAGGACAUUUUAGCUGAUGUUUCUCUGGAGUCUGAUUCUAUCUCAGUCUCAUAUUUGCAGCUUUAUAUGGAGAGCAUCCAGGACCUUCUUGAUCCAGCUAAUGAUAAUAUUGCCAUUGUGGAGGAUCCAAAAACUGGUGAUGUUUCCCUACCUGGAGCAACUCUUGUAGAAAUCAGGGACCGGCAUAGUUUUGUGGAGCUGCUGAGAUUAGGAGAAGCUCAUAGAAUUGCUGCUAAUACAAAAUUGAAUACUGAAUCUUCUCGUAGCCAUGCAAUUCUAAUGGUUCACGUUAGAAGGUCGGUUGGAGGAGGAGAAGAUACUUUCUCAAGUGAAAUUGAUAGUUCCUCUCACUUGGUCAAACCUGUGAAGCCACUUGUUCGGAAGAGCAAGCUGGUUCUCGUAGAUCUGGCAGGUUCAGAACGUGUUCACAAGUCAGGAAGUGAGGGGCAUAUGCUAGAAGAAGCUAAGUCUAUCAAUCUCUCACUUAGUGCAUUAGGGAAGUGCAUAAAUGCACUGGCAGAGAAUAGUGCUCAUGUGCCGGUUCGUGAUUCAAAGCUUACUAGGUUGCUCAAAGAUUCAUUUGGAGGCACAGCAAGAACUUCAUUAAUUAUAACUAUUGGCCCGUCACCUCGCCACCGAGGAGAGACUACAAGCACUAUAUUGUUUGGGCAAAGGGCUAUGAAGGUCGAGAACAUGUUGAAAAUAAAGGAAGAGUUUGAUUACAAAAGUUUAUCUAGAAAGCUUGAAAUACAAGUGGACAAGCUCAUUGCAGAGAAUGAAAGGCAGCAAAAAGCUUUUGAUGACGAAGUUGAAAGAAUAAAUCAAGAAGCAGAAAAUCAUAUUGCUGAGGUUGAAAGGAGCUUUGCAGAAGCCUUGGAGAAGGAAAGGCUGAAGUGCCAGAUGGAAUAUGUGGAAUCGGUGAAGAAGCUGGAGGAAAAGAUGGUGACCAAUCAGAAAAAGCAUGAUCAUUAUGACUUCAUCAAGGAUAAAUGUAAUGGAGAGGUGCCAGGUACUACUUCUGAGGAAGUUGAUGAGAUAAAAAAGUUGCUUCAAAAUGAAACCCAGCUAAGAAAAACAGCUGAAGAGGAGGUCAACAAGCUUAAGAGUCAGUUAGAGAAUUUUAUGCUGUCUAUGGCUGGUGGAGAUACUGAGAUUGUAAAGCUUCACAGAAUUCUGGAGGAUGAGGCUCAUAAUAAAAAGAAAUUGGAAGAAGAAAUUUUGAUUCUACAAAGUCAGUUAUUGCAAUUGACUCUGGAAGCUGAACAGACAAGACGACAUCUUGUCAGAGGUGGAUAUGGAAAUGGUUUUGCUGGUUCAGAUUCUUUUGUAUCUCAAAUUAGGCACUCUCAGUUUAAAGACGCCGGGAAUGGACAAAAGGCACCAAUGGCCACACUUUUUGAACAAGUUGGAUUGCAAAAGAUUUUGACAUUGCUUGAGUCAGAAGAUGCCAAUACACGAAUCCAUGCGGUAAAAGUGGUGGCUAACCUUGCUGCUGAAGAAGCAAACCAGGAAAAGAUUGUUGAAGCUGGUGGUCUUACUUCCUUACUGAUGCUGCUUGGAAGAUUUGAGGAUGAAACUGUUCGCCGUGUUGCAGCAGGUGCAAUUGCCAAUCUUGCAAUGAAUGAAGCUAAUCAAGAGCUUAUUAUGACUCAAGGGGGGAUCAGUUUAUUAUCUAUGACAGCAGGUGAUGCUGAGGAUCCUCAAACUCUUCGCAUGGUGGCUGGAGCUAUUGCAAAUCUGUGUGGAAAUGAUAAGCUACAAAUGAAGCUGAGAUCUGAUGGUGGAAUAAAGGCCUUGCUGGGAAUGGUGAGAUGCGGACAUCCUGAUGUUCUCUCUCAAGUGGCACGUGGGUUUGCAAACUUUGCAAAAUGUGAGUCACGAACAUCCAUGCAAGGAAUGAAAGGUGGCAGAUCCCUCCUCAUAGAAGAUGGUGCACUUCCAUGGAUUGUACAGAAUGCUAAUAACGAAGCUGCACCAAUCAGACGCCACAGUGAGCUUGCCCUGUGCCACUUGGCACAGCAUGAAGUAAAUGCAAAGGACAUGGUUAGCGGAGGUGCACUGUGGGAGCUAGUUCGCAUCUCACGGGACUGUUCUCGAGAUGACAUAAGAAGUCUUGCUCGCCGAACAUUGAAUUCAAGCCCCACCUUCAGAUCUGAAAUGCGACGAUUACGGAUAGAGUGUUGACUAUAGGAUUAAUUUCUGGCAUCGAGAUGCUAAGGAAUCUUGCUUCACGAUUCUGCAAAGCUUCAUAAAAAAAACCAUACUAACAUCAUGCUGAAUGAAAAGCACAUUGUUUAAGAUGUAAUCCUGUCAGCAAUUUUUGUGCGAAGAGGCAAGGUGUGAUUUUCUAAUCUGUUAUAUCCGGUUUCUAUGUCGAGCUAUCAAAUUAAUAUUCAUUUCUGGACGACAAAAGAAAAGGCAGAUGGUUUUGUAACUGGAGGAGCUAGGCGGAAUUCUUUGCACGUCUUAGCUUAGAUGGGAAUCAGCUGAAUUUCAGGCUUCAGUCAGCAGCUUUGUAUAUUGAUCCGUAAUAGUAACAUCUUAAUUUUAUUCAUCAAAUUUAAUAAAACCAACCCAGACAUUGAAUGGAA
Molecule: messenger RNA, 3325 nt
Organism: Hevea brasiliensis (rubber tree)
Lineage: Eukaryota; Viridiplantae; Streptophyta; Magnoliopsida; Malpighiales; Euphorbiaceae
Product: kinesin-like protein KIN-UB
Exons: 19
Coding region: 213-2918 (901 amino acids)
Biological process (GO): microtubule-based movement; cytoskeleton-dependent intracellular transport
Cellular component (GO): microtubule; kinesin complex
Molecular function (GO): microtubule binding; ATP hydrolysis activity; plus-end-directed microtubule motor activity
Source: RefSeq, a predicted model, not a curated record